This is a messenger RNA of Galleria mellonella (greater wax moth), 924 nucleotides long. It is a transcript of the gene CPR127, whose product is annotated as cuticle protein 18.6. Gene Ontology annotation, cellular component: extracellular matrix. The coding region runs from base 138 to 677 and encodes 179 amino acids. Lineage: Eukaryota; Metazoa; Arthropoda; Insecta; Lepidoptera; Pyralidae. The transcript has 5 exons. The record is from RefSeq and is a predicted model, not a curated record.
AGCUCCGCCUACCAAGGUUGGCACUCGCUGGCAAAUAAGGCCAUUUAUAAAUGCCUGUGAACCCUCUAUUGUGUUAUUCUGGGAACAGUCAUAAGGUGCAAUAGACGUGUCAGCCCUUGUAGUGUUGUGAACAUAAUAUGGGAAGGUAUCAGUGUUGGUUAGUAUUAGCCCUAGUGAGUGUAGUUUAUGGGAAACAGAAGAUUCCUGUAUACGGUCCUGGAUAUGAAGGAUAUCCAGAAUAUUAUGAUCAUCCCAAAUAUGCAUUUAACUACGGUGUAGCAGACCACAACACAGGAGAUGUCAAAUCUCAGCAUGAGACCAGAGAUGGCGACGUAGUCAAAGGUCAAUAUUCUCUGGUAGAGCCAGACGGCUCAGUUCGGACAGUCGACUAUACUGCAGAUCCUGUGCAUGGAUUUAACGCAGUCGUGUCCAAGACAGGUCCCAGUAUACACGCACCAUCUAUCCCAGCCCGUGCGCCCCCACAGAUAAAGCCAGUGGUGCAGUACAUAGCUAAACCCAUUCCUGUUCCCGUCGAGGUGCCUAAAAGUCUAUUCGUACCACGGAUAUACCCAUCAGCAUCUCCUUUUCUGUUCCCUAAGGCCGUGCCUCAGUUUCCGGACUACGAUGGAUUUGAUGUAGAUGGCCCUUUUUCAAUACCACCUGGCAGUUUUUAUUAGUUUCUUUUUUUAUAAAUAGGUCUGAAUCAGGUCAAGGUUCUGGGUCGUGCCUCGAGGUAUACCUAGCUGGUGGACCAAUCAAUUGGUAAGAUUGAAAAGUUGCAUCCUUAUAUAAAAAAAAAAAAUUGUUAAUAAGAAAUUACUAUAAAUAGAAUCAUAAAUGUUAUAUACCAAUAAAUGCUUACGAAUUUCAUCAGGCACAAUACAUAAUUAAUAAAUUCGUGCCAAGUUUUCAUACAUAGACAAU